AUGGCGCCUGUAGCGAGGAAGAGAGAGGCGCCGGGCGCCGAGAAAGAUGCUGGGGCGGAGAAGAAGUCGCAGGUUCGCCCUGGUCGGAAACGGCAGUGGAGGAAAGAUCCGCGUCUGGUGCGAGGGAGCGUCCGGGAGGGACAGGGUUUUGCCUUUUGGAGAAAGCAAAAGAUCCAACGUGACUACAAGAAAUUGCUUAAAAAGGAAAGCAAUGCCAAUUCUCAGAAGAACAUUGGGUACAAAGAAGAUUACCCAGAACACCUGAAGCAUCUUUACUUAGCUGAAGAGGAAAUGCUUAAGAAACAACGGAAGCCUAGGACUGUUCGCCCUUCUGUACCAAAAGAAGAGGAAAUUGCAACCACAAAAUGCAACACGGUUCAUCGAAAAUUUAAAACGAAAACCUCAAACCAGAAAGCAAAAGAAGAAUAUGAGAAAAUAAAAGCCGAACGAGAGAAGAAAAAAGAGGCAGCCAUAAAAAGAAGAGAAGAAAUAGAAAAAGCUCAAAAGCUCUACAAACAGAAGAAAAUGGAAGCUUAUAAAAUUUUAAGUAAAAAGACAAGAAAAGGACAGCCAAAUCUAAACUUACAAAUGGAGUACCUCCUUCAGAAAAUACAGAAAAACCCAUAAACUCAUGGUUUUUUAUUACAGGUGCAAACAAAAAUGAGCCUUUAAGAUUAUAAAACUUGUUAUCCCUCCUCAGUAUUGGAAAACCUGAUAUUAGAGAAUUGGCUCUUGGGAAAGUGUACAAAAUUAUGAUGAAAGUAUUUUGAGGGUACCAGAAUAAAAUCUGUUUUCAAACUA
Molecule: messenger RNA, 801 nt
Organism: Podarcis raffonei (Aeolian wall lizard)
Lineage: Eukaryota; Metazoa; Chordata; Lepidosauria; Squamata; Lacertidae
Gene: CCDC59
Product: coiled-coil domain containing 59
Exons: 4
Coding region: 1-627 (208 amino acids)
Cellular component (GO): nucleus
Source: RefSeq, a predicted model, not a curated record